Cladophialophora psammophila CBS 110553 is the source of this 6459-nucleotide messenger RNA. Its product is annotated as glutamate synthase [NADPH]. The coding region runs from base 1 to 6459 and encodes 2152 amino acids. Gene Ontology annotation, molecular function: flavin adenine dinucleotide binding; iron ion binding; FMN binding. Lineage: Eukaryota; Fungi; Ascomycota; Eurotiomycetes; Chaetothyriales; Herpotrichiellaceae. The record is from RefSeq and is a predicted model, not a curated record. The transcript has 4 exons.
AUGGGCUCGGUAGCCGAGGAACGACGAAAGCAAGAGAUCGAUACAUCAGAGGUCCAGGAAGAGUACACUCCGUACCGGCCCGACAAGGGCUAUGGCUGGGGUGAAGCUUUGCCCGAGAAGCAAGGCUUGUACGACCCUAGCCUCGAGAAAGAUGCCUGCGGUGUAGGCUUUGCCGCCAAUAUCAAAGGCAAAGCAAGCCACAAGAUCAUCAGCGAUGCGCGGAAUCUUCUGUGCAACAUGACCCAUCGGGGUGCUGUGGGUUCAGAUGCACGAGACGGCGACGGCGCCGGGGUCAUGACAUCCAUCCCCCACAAAUUCUUUGUCAAGAACUUUGCCCGGGAGGUUGGAGUCGAGCUCCCUCCUCUUGGCCAAUAUGCUGCUGGAAACCUCUUCUUUAAGCCCGACACUGAGAUGCUGAAACAUGCCACCCUCAGCUUCGAAGAGGCCGCGCAAUCGCUAGGUCUACGAACAUUGGGCUGGCGCGAGGUUCCUCGAGACUCUACCCUGCUUGGCCCCGCUGCGUUGUCGCGAGAGCCCAUCAUCCUCCAGCCAUUCGUUGUCCUCGCAUCGGCGUACGGCAGCGGCAACAAACCCGAAGUCACCGAUCCCGAGCAGUUUGAUGACGUCGAGUUCGAGCGAAGGCUGUAUAUCCUCAGAAAAACCGUAUCGCAUGAUCCACGCUGGAAACCAUGGUUCUAUGUUUGCUCUUUGAGCAACAGAAACAUCGUAUACAAGGGACAACUAGCUCCAGUUCAAGUAUACCAGUACUUCCACGACCUUGUUUCGGUAGACUAUGAAGGCCACUUUGCUCUGGUUCACUCUCGUUUCUCCACCAACACCUUUCCUUCAUGGGAUCGGUCGCAGCCGCUCCGAUGGCUGGCUCACAACGGUGAGAUCAACACGCUCAGAGGCAACAAGAACUGGAUGAGAGCGCGCGAGGGCGUCUUGAAGUCUGAUUUGUUCGGCGAAGAGCUCGAAAAGCUCUUCCCCAUCGUUGAGGAUGGAGGCUCCGACUCCGCUGCAUUCGACAAUGUAUUGGAGCUCUUGGUAAUGAACAGGGUGCUUUCUCUGCCCGAAGCCAUUAUGAUGAUGGUUCCCGAGGCGUGGCAAGGUAACUCGGCCGUCGAUCCUGCGAAAGCAGCAUUCUACGAAUACGCUGCCUGUUUGAUGGAACCUUGGGAUGGCCCUGCUCUAUUUACAUUCUCGGACGGCCGGUACUGUGGCGCCAACUUGGAUCGAAAUGGCCUCCGACCCUGCCGCUACUACGUUACGGACGACGAUAGGAUCAUCUGUGCCUCGGAAGUCGGCACUAUUGCCAUUGAGCCAGAACGAGUGAUCAUCAAGGGCCGCCUGCAGCCAGGAAAGAUGCUUCUGGUCGACACCCAGGCCGGGCGAAUCAUUGAUGAUGCUGAACUCAAAGCCACUGUUGCAAAUCGACAGCCUUUCCAACAAUGGCUCAACAAGAACUUGAUGAAGAUGCCUCAGGUAUAUGACGCGGUUGCGAAAGAGCUCGACUUGAGCUACAAGCUUACAGAGUCGACCAUCCAAGAAGACCCGAGACUUCGGGCCUUUGGCUACUCGUUCGAGCAGGUCAGUUUACUGCUCGGACCCAUGGCCGCCGAUUCCAAGGAGGCGCUUGGCUCUAUGGGCAAUGAUGCACCCCUUGCCUGCCUUGCACAGCAACCUCGACUCUUGUUUGAGUAUUUCAGACAGCUCUUUGCCCAGGUGACCAAUCCUCCAAUAGAUCCAAUUCGAGAAGCAAUUGUCAUGUCUCUUGAAUGUUAUGUGGGACCUCAAGGUAACUUAUUAGAGAUGGACGAAUCUCAGUGUGGACGUCUCUUGCUCCCCUCGCCCAUUCUCGAGACCGAAACGUUCAAUGCCAUCAAGAACAUCGAUCGGCACAACCCGGAUUGGACUGUUAGAACAAUUGACAUCACCUUCGAUAAGUGGUCAGGCGUUGAAGGCUACAUGAAGGCUUUGGACGACAUAUGCGACGAGGCGACAAGCGCAAUUGAUGCCGGUGAUAAGAUAAUCAUUCUGUCCGAUCGGGCAACAUCCGAAGACAGAGUACCCGUGUCGACGCUCCUCGCUACUGGAUUGGUGCACCAUCACCUGGUUCGAAACAAAUGGAGAUCUCGGGUGGCCCUCAUCAUCGAAACAGCAGAGGCAAGAGAGGUACACCAUAUGUGUGUGCUUGUCGGCUAUGGUGCGGAUGGUAUUAACCCGUAUCUUGCUAUGGAAUGCAUCCUCAAGAUGAACCAUCAAGGUCUCAUAAAGAAGAAAUUAACCGAUGAACAAAUCAUUGCCAACUAUAAAGCUUCAUGUGAUGGUGGCAUCUUGAAAGUCAUGAGCAAGAUGGGCAUCUCCACAUUACAGUCUUACAAAGGAGCACAAAUCUUCGAAGCUCUCGGUAUCGAUGACACAGUCGUUGAUAGAUGUUUUGCUGGCACCGCCACUCGUGUACGCGGUAUGACCUUUGAACUGAUUGCCCAAGAUGCAUUUGCGUUGCAUGAGAAAGGUUACCCAUCGCGGCACGUCAGAGAAAUCCCUGGUUUGGCGGAAUCUGGCGAGUAUCAUUGGCGAGAUGGUGGCCAGCCUCACAUUAACGACCCUGUCAGCAUUGCAAACAUCCAGGACGCGGUCAGAACCAAGAACGACAAAUCUUAUGAGGCCUACUCUCUCUCAGAGUAUGAGCAGAUCAAGAACUGCACUCUACGAGGCAUGCUUGAUUUCGACUUCGAGCAACGUACGCCUGUACCGAUUGAUCAGGUGGAGCCAUGGACUGAGAUUGUGCGACGUUUCGUCACCGGCGCCAUGUCCUAUGGUUCCAUCUCGAUGGAGGCUCAUUCCACCCUUGCAGUGGCCAUGAACCGUCUGGGCGGCAAGUCCAACACUGGUGAAGGCGGCGAGGAUCCAGAACGAAGUCUGCACAUGGAAAACGGCGAUUCCAUGCGCUCUGCAAUCAAACAAAUUGCCUCUGGUCGAUUUGGUGUGACGGCAAAUUAUCUGGCAGACUCUGAUGAGCUUCAGAUUAAGAUGGCUCAGGGGGCAAAGCCCGGUGAAGGAGGUGAACUCCCCGGCCACAAGGUCUCUGAGCCAAUUGCACGUACUCGACAUUCCACUCCUGGUGUCGGUCUCAUCUCUCCUCCUCCUCACCACGACAUUUACUCUAUCGAAGAUCUCAAACAAUUGAUCUACGAUCUCAAGUGCUCCAACCCUCGAGCCAGAGUGUCCGUCAAGCUCGUGUCUGAGGUCGGUGUAGGUAUUGUUGCGGCGGGUGUCGCAAAGGCCAAGGCAGACCACAUUUUGAUUUCUGGCCAUGACGGCGGUACCGGCGCCUCAAGAUGGACUGGUAUUAAAUAUGCUGGUCUCCCGUGGGAACUUGGUCUUGCUGAGACCCAUCAGACCCUCGUGCUGAAUGAUCUCCGAGGUCGUGUCAUUGUCCAGACUGACGGCCAGAUCCGAACCGGUCGCGAUGUUGCUAUUGCCUGCCUGCUAGGUGCCGAAGAAUGGGGCUUCGCCACAACUCCUCUCAUUGCAAUGGGCUGUAUUAUGAUGCGAAAAUGCCAUCUGAACACUUGUCCAGUUGGUAUCGCCACUCAAGACCCUCUACUCCGAAAGAAGUUUGAGGGUACUCCCGAGCGUGUUAUCAACUUCUUCUACUACGUCGCGAACGAACUCCGUGCAAUCAUGGCCCAGCUCGGAUUGCGAACGGUCAAUGAGAUGGUCGGACACGCAGAGUUUUUGAAGGUACGCGAAGAUCUACGCACCGACAAAACUCAGAACAUCGACCUGUCUCUGAUUCUCACGCCCGCCCACUCUAUCCGGCCUGGCGUUGCGACCUACAACGUCCGGAAGCAAGAUCAUAAGCUACACACUCGCUUGGACAACAAGCUGAUUUCCGAGUCCGAGCUUGCUCUGGAGAAGGGAUUACCAUGCCGCAUAGAGACCGACAUCGUCAACACCGACCGUGCGUUGGGCGCCACAUUGUCGUACCGAAUUAGCAAACGCUAUGGCGAGGCUGGUUUGCCUCAAGACACCAUCCACGUCAACCUCAGAGGUUCUGCUGGCCAAUCAUUUGGUGCUUAUCUUGCACCAGGCGUUACACUCGAGCUAGAAGGUGAUUCCAACGACUAUGUUGGCAAAGGUCUAUCGGGCGGUCGCCUAAUCAUCUACCCUCCUCGUAGUGCUGUUUUCAAGGCUGAAGAGAACAUUCUGAUUGGGAACGUCUGUCUCUAUGGUGCCACAAGCGGUACAUGCUACUUCAGAGGUGUCGCUGCUGAGCGCUUCGCUGUCCGCAACUCAGGCGCCAACGCGGUUGUCGAAGGUGUCGGGGAUCACGGUUGCGAGUACAUGACUGGUGGUCGUGUCGUUAUCCUGGGUAGCACUGGCCGUAACUUCGCAGCCGGAAUGUCGGGUGGUAUCGCGUACGUACUCGACAUGAACCAGGACUUCCACUCUAAGAUCAACAUGGAAAUGGUGGAAGUGUCUGGCGUUGAAACGCCCGAGGAAAUUGCGUUCCUUCGAGGCAUGAUCGAAGACCAUCACCACUAUACUGGCUCGGAAUUGGCUGCUCGAAUCCUGCUCGAAUUCAAUCGUGCUCUUCCCCGCUUUGUCAAAAUUCUGCCAACAGACUACAAGAGGGUGUUGGCAGAGCGGGCAAAGAAGGCGGAAGAAGCAAAGAAAGCAGAAUACCCCUUGCCAAUAUUGCCAGGCAACCCAGUCCGCAACCUUCACCAAGAGCAGCGGGAAAUUGCUGCCGAGAAAGAGGCCAAGCAAAAGAAAGCCAAUAUGCUCGACAUCGAGGAAGGCGUCAAUGGUGAUGCAGAUCAAGCCAAGCACAAGGCUGCAUUGGUCCUUGAUAAGACUCGUGGUUUUAUGAAGUAUGCGCGUCGAAGCGAGAAGUACCGCAACCCAAAGACACGAGUCAAGGACUGGGCCGAGCUCUCCUCGCGACUCAGUGAAGAUGAACUGAAAUAUCAAUCCGCUCGAUGUAUGGACUGCGGUGUACCAUUCUGUCAGUCGGACACUGGAUGCCCCAUUUCGAACAUCAUCCCGAAGUGGAACGAACUGGUGUUUCAGGAUCAGUGGAAGGAUGCGCUCAAUCGCCUGCUGAUGACCAACAACUUCCCCGAGUUCACUGGUCGUGUCUGCCCCGCUCCUUGCGAAGGAGCUUGCGUCUUGGGUAUCAACGAAGACCCAGUAGGCAUCAAGACCAUUGAAUGCGCCAUCAUCGAUAAGGGAUUCGAGAUGGGCUGGAUGGUGCCAAACCCACCAAAAGAACGAACCGGCAAGAAGGUCGCUAUCAUUGGUUCUGGUCCAGCAGGUCUCGCCGCAGCUGAUCAACUCAACCGCGUUGGGCAUACUGUCACAGUCUACGAGAAGUCAGACCGCGUCGGCGGCUUACUGAUGUACGGCAUUCCCAACAUGAAGCUCGACAAGCGAAUUGUCCAACGACGAGUGGACCUCAUGGCCGAUGAGGGUGUCAAAUUCGAAACAGGGGUCAUGGUUGGCCCAGGUGAAAAGGUUACUCUCGAGUCGCUGCGCCAGAGCAACGAUGCAAUCAUCAUCUCUACUGGUGCCCAAGUGCCCCGUGAUCUGAAAAUUAAGAAUCGAGAAGCCGAAGGCAUCCAUUUUGCGAUGGAAUUUUUGCACGCCAAUACGAAGUCUUUGCUUGACUCGCAACUAGGUGAUGGCCACUACAUCACUGCCAAGGACAAACACGUUAUUGUUAUUGGUGGUGGAGACACCGGAAAUGACUGCAUUGGCACCUCCAUUCGACAUGGAGCCAAGUCGAUCACCAACUUCGAGCUUUUGCCUCAGCCUCCACCAGAACGCGCUCGCGACAACCCGUGGCCUCAAUGGCCGAGAAUCUACCGGGUGGACUACGGUCACACAGAAGUUAAGCAACACUACGGUAAAGAUCCUCGUGAGUACUGUGUCAUGACGAAAGAUUUCGUGGUCGAGGACGGGCGUGUAGUGGGCAUUAACACGACUCGUGUGGACUGGACGAAGAGUGCAACUGGUGGCUGGGAGAUGAAAUCCAGAGAGGGAAGUGAGGAGUACUUCCCAGCGGAUCUGGUCCUUCUUUCUAUGGGUUUCUUGGGACCCGACGACCGUCUUUUCGAAGGUCAAGUGGAGCUUGAUCCGCGCAAGAAUAUCAAGACCCCAAAGAACAUGUACAACACCAACCUUCCAGGUGUAUUUGCUGCCGGUGACUGCCGACGUGGCCAAUCUCUUAUUGUUUGGGGUAUUAAUGAAGGCCGUCAAUGUGCUCGACAAGUGGACAGCUUCCUUAUGGGCGCAGGGUCCAUACUUCCCGUUACUGGCGGUAUUAUUCAGCGAGCCCAACAUGACGCCGUCCCGACUCCUCAAGAGAUCAAGGCUCACAAGCACGGCGACAUGGCGCAUGCUGCCGAAGACUUCAAGCGUGCUCCGGAAAUCAAAGUUGAUGCAUGA